AUGUUCAUGUGUAAGACUUUAAUCACUCUGAAGCUAAACUUGAGGAGGGGAUCAUUUCCGUAUCUAACCCUUCCUGAUUCCUUAUCGUCGCCUAAUCUUAAGAUGCUACAACUGGACAUGAUGCUUGUAGUAGUGGAUGAAUCUUUCAUUCAGAUACUCAUUCAAGGUUGCCCUCAGCUUGAGGAGCUAUACAUAUUUUUCGCGGGCGCGAGUAAAGGAAAUAUUGAUGUGGUUUGGGACAAAGAUGAUGAUGAUGAAGAAUGUGGAUAUGAGUUUCCAGUGGAAGCUAUAUUUCCCAUAUGCUUUAUUAAAGAUCUCAAGGAAAUAAAAUCGAAAGGUUUCAACAAUCAAGACUAUGAGUUGAAAAUAGUUGAGCAUCUUUUGAAGAAUGGCAAAUCAUUGAGGAAAGUUGUCAGUUGUGGCCUUCUUUUGCAGCCUUCGGUUUGCCUGAGAAUUUUUUCCUUCAAGAGAUGCUCUCCACACUGUCAAAUCGUGUUUCAUCAAAAUGUAUGGAACACCAGUGUCUAAUUACUAAAACAAGGAUGAUGAUCAGGGAAUUAACUUUAUUCUUGUCGGUUAAUUAAUCAUCUAAAUUUUUUUGUUUCUUU
This is a messenger RNA of Oldenlandia corymbosa var. corymbosa, 608 nucleotides long. NCBI's taxonomy places the organism in Eukaryota, Viridiplantae, Streptophyta, Magnoliopsida, Gentianales, Rubiaceae. The record is from the annotation of a GenBank genome assembly.